AACCCCUCUAUUUUUCCCCUCCCCGCCUUCCUCGGGCUCUGUAGCCCCCCUUCCCCACAUGAUUCCGCGUCCCUCAUCCGCUCUUCUUGGAAGAUAUUUUAUCAAGCCCUCAUCCCCCCCAUAUCCCAACACCCCUCUACCCCUCUCCUUUGCAACUCAUUAGCCGGAGGUUUGCUAGACUACAACUUUGUACCCAACCCGGGAACAACUCUUCUGAGAGAGAAAACAUGGCUCCACAACUUGAUGGUUACUUUAAGCAGUGAGUAAAUCCUUUCUUUCUUGCCUGCCAAUUUCCCCGGUUGUCAAAAUGUGCUCGUCCGUUUGUUCAUUCGAUUAUGGAAUAUUAUUGACAGGUAUUUAGGGUUGAUUUGAUGGCGGACUCGUUCAUCAAUCGUUUGUGUUCACCUGGUGCUUGUUUUCGCGGUUAAGUAUCCUGUUACUGAGAACAUCCAGGCCUUCGCUCUGCUGUUGCUAUCCCAUCGGUAUCGGCUGUUCCGGAUUUGCGUCCCAAGGUUGUCGCCAUGGCCGAUUUUCUCGAGAAAGAGCUCAGGGUGCUUGGUGCUUCUGUUGAGAAACGUUUGCCCGGGAAGCAGCCCGGCCAUCCUGACCUCGACCUUCCUCCUAUUCUUUUGGGUAGAUACGGUAACGAUGCCAAGAAGCGCACCAUCUUAGUCUACGGGCAUUACGAUGUCCAGCCCGCUUUGAAGGAAGACGGAUGGGCUACAGAGCCUUUUGACCUGACUGUGGAUGAGCAAGGAAGGAUGUACGGAAGAGGUAGCACCGAUGAUAAGGGUCCUGUGUGAGCUCCACUCGUGAUUCAUAGGCCUCAAUUGGAAGAUAUGCUAAUGUUUGCUCGCAGCCUUGGUUGGAUCAAUGCUAUCGAGGCCCAUCAGAGGUGAGCAUAUAAUCCCUCUAAUUUUUUAAUACCUCCUAUCGUCUGCUAAUAAGCUUUAGAGCUGGCGUUGAUUUCCCUGUAAACCUUCUCAUGUGCUUUGAAGGGAUGGAAGAAUACGGUUCUGAAGGUCUUGAUGACGUGAUAAAGGAGGAGGCAAGUAAAUUCUUCAAGGACGCAGAGGCUGUAUGCAUUUCCGACAACUAUUGGCUUGGAACCGAGAAGCCAUGUCUGACAUAUGGCCUCCGAGGAUGCUCGUACUACUCUCUUGUUGUUUCGGGGCCUGGUCAAGAUCUGCACUCUGGUGUCUUUGGUGGGACGGUUACCGAGCCCAUGACAGACCUCGUUAGAUUGCUUGCAACUCUCGUUGAUAGCAAGGGAAAGAUCCAGAUUCCUGGCUUGAACGAGCUCGUUGCUCCCCUGACCGACGAGGAGAAGGAGCUCUACAAAGAUAUCAGUUUUGAGAUGUCAGAUCUGUACCAGAGUCUUGGCAGCGAAACGAGUAUCCACUCAAAUAAAGAGGAUACUCUGAUGGCCAGGUGAGUUGAAGAAGCUUGUACUGCUGUUAUUUGUGAGUUGGCAUAUCUAACCGCAGCACACAGAUGGCGUUUCCCAACCCUCUCUAUCCAUGGUAUUGAAGGAGCUUACUCGGCCCCCGGAGCAAAGACCGUCAUUCCUGCCAAGGUUAUCGGAAAGUUCUCCAUCCGAACAGUUCCUAACAUGGAACCUGAUAAGGUGGAUCAACUGGUCUUGAAGUUUGUAGAUGCCGAAUGGAAGAAGCUCGGCUCCAAUAAUACCAUGAAAUGCGAGCUUCAGCAUUCCGGCAAUUGGUGGGUUGCAAGCCCAAAACAUUGGAACUUCUCUGCCGCUAGUAAAGCUGUUGAGAAGGUUUUCGGUGUCAAGCCAGACUUUACCCGUGAGGGUGGCAGUAUCCCCGUAACCUUGACCUUUGAGCAGGCUACUAGGAAGAACGUCUUGUUGCUCCCCAUGGGCAGUAGCACUGACGCCGCCCAUUCCAUAAACGGUGAGUUUCCUGCUUCUUCUGUUCUGAAUGUACCAUGCUAACAUAGCACAGAAAAACUUGACCGGAGGAAUUACAUCGAGGGAACCAAGCUUCUAGGGGCAUAUCUUCAUUACGUCGCGGAGGAGGAACAGGUUUAAUCGAGUUCCUGGAAAACCCCUUUUACGUGGUUUCUUAUUUUUUUAAAAAAGUUAUACCAAUAACCUACAACUUGUUGAGCGCGAAUUAAGUUGGUGUUGACAUCAAAGCACGGUCGCAAUCGACCGCCAAUAACCCUCGAGGGGCCCCAUUAUGCUUGAAAGCCGGAUUCAACCUUAGGUAGCAUCUUUCUCAACCAUUCACUCCGCUAAUGGCGACAAUACCGAGAAACAUAUAAACAAUCAGUCAAGUCCAGCUUAACAAAUUCCAGCCAACGAUACUUAUGGUUAUGAACCGAGUGAUUUCACAUGACAAUAAAGGAUUCAGAGUGCUUCUACUCGCACAUGUGCGAUCGCCGUGUUCCUGGAGAUACCGGUAUUGAGAGAAUAGUCUAUACUCAAGUACGCCCAAAUACCGAUCACUACUAAAAUCACGGCAGUAGGCUAGCUCUUUUCACCAGUGACACCACUCAUCUGCACGCCCAACAUUCGUUACCCAAUACCAUAGUCUACCGAAGUGGGCCACGACACCACAAAAACCCCCGGCGCCGCAGCGAAAAAGCAUAGUGUCCCACAAUCAACACGGUCUUAACCACACGAAAACCCACGAGCGACCUACCCCAUAUGCGGACCCGCCUUGGCGCGUCCUUGGUGCAUCUACCCCGUACAAGCACCACCCAACGAAAUGAACGCCACCGGCAGGGCACGGUACCAUAGCUGACGUUUACCCACCCUCCACCUGCCUUGUUGGCGCUUAAUCAUCAUCCAAGACAUGCGCCUCACAACACUCGGUGGUACUGUACGAGUACGAGAACCCUUCCGCUGCAUACGCAAUCGUAUUGCACCACAAGCGCAGUCCUCUUUCUCCAAUCCGGUAGCCAUUAUUACCCGCUGCUUAUGGUACUCUUUCUGUGUUCAUCCCGUUUCUCACUCGAGAUUAUCGUUUUGUGACACGGUAGGGCACAGUAGGAUUACAGUACGAGGAGGGGGGGGUAAGGUGGAAAAAGUCUUUUUCUUGGUAGCGCGAAGGUGGAUAGGAUCAUAGGGAUGCGAUAAGUCCAGUGCAACGGGUUGGGCAAGAACGACUUACUACUACCGGUAAGAAGGUGAGAGAAGUGGGCGGGUAAUUUGAGACGUGUCUUUGCCGAUACAUACCGAGAUGACGGUAGUGGAAUUGCUGGUAGAUUGAGAAAGGUGAAGUAGGCAUUUCUGGAAAGGAGUUUAGAUGUAUCCUUUAUCAGGCGAUAAGUACGACAUACGGUGCCCCGGUCUACAAGCAUUGAUUUUUUUUCUUUUCUUUCCCCUCCACCUCCUUUCUGGCCCAACCGGGGGGCUCACGUGAUGGAUGCGAUGGCUACAAGGCGAUCAAAGUUAAAGUUGACCGUCGCUUCCAACGUAUCCUUUCGAUCAUCAUGUGGUCGCCUCUCGCUAUACUCGUACUGAACCGCAAUGUAGAGGACCGGAACUGAACGCCUUGCCAUAGCGGGCAGACAGGCUCAGAGGGGAAACCCGAAUCGUUACACAAAAAAGUUCCCGGCGAGGAAGGAGCACUUUUUCUGGAUUCGAGGAUGAAAUGCUCCAAAUACCAAUCCCCUCCUGUGCCCACCCGUGCAAAAAAAAACUCCUUGCCUGCUGCAGUUGAAGGUGGCGAUCGCAGUAUCGCUAAUGCGGACAGAUUUCCAAUUCUCGGAUAAUUGCCCUACUCCUGCCGCUUUGCUCCCCUUUCACCGCCUUCCUUCCUUUUUCACUUUCGAGAGCGAUCGCGGGUGGUUGCAACCGACCGACCAAACAUCGUGUCCGGAAGCAAAAGGAAAGGUGAGAAAAAAGAAAAAAGAAAAAAAAAAUGAUACCGUGCCGCUUCC
This is a messenger RNA of Tuber aestivum (summer truffle), 3912 nucleotides long. The record is from the annotation of a GenBank genome assembly. NCBI's taxonomy places the organism in Eukaryota, Fungi, Ascomycota, Pezizomycetes, Pezizales, Tuberaceae.